AUGGACAUAAAGAACAUACUAGAAAGUGCACUGCUUCUCCUUCUGCUCUAUCUUACCUCUUCGUUUCUUCAGAUCAUCACCGAAGUUGACGUGCCAGAAUUGCAGCUGUUAGCUUCGAACUUGAAAUCCGAAGAGUGUGUAAAACUUGUUUCCCUAGAUUCUCAUUCUCCAUUGUCGGAUGCACAAAUAGAAAAGUUAGCCCGUGAGCAGAGUUGUUUUCGAAGGCUCGUGAAAUGGAUCUGUGAAUUGAGAACAGUCACGAGGAACACGUAUCCGAUCUUGAAUAAUCUUCUCGAACGGAUCGGGAGGAGAGAUUUAAUCGCUUGUCUCGCUAAGUUCAGUAUGAAAACAUCGAAGUCGCCGAAAGUAAUUCGCGAUGUUCAAGCAGUUGAGGAGUCGGAGGACUAUGAAGGAGCCGCAGUAGCAACAACACCCAAAUCGAAGGGAGAUGCUAAACAGGAAACCAAACCGAAACAGGAUGCUAAAGACAGCAAACAAUUGUCAAACCAAACGAUCGACUCAAUCCUUGGACGUACUACUGUCAACGUAUCGUUGAAAACAGGAGGAAUCGUUCUUGCUUCCACCAUACUGUUAACUUGUUGCUGCACUUUGAUCAUAAGGCGUAGGAUAACGAAUCUGUGCAGCAAGAUGUGGGGAAGAAAAAAGAAAGGUAAAUUCAUAGCAAUCGACGAUGUCGGAGACGUGUCUAGGAGCUACCUCGUUCGAAAACCACGGAUAAAAAGAAAAAGAGCACCGUCAUACGAAAUGGUGCACACAGCCACGCAAAACAAUACAGUCGUUGUUCCAAACGAACCAGAGGAACCACCACCGACAGGUUGUUCCAAGUGUUACAAAAAGAAACGGAAGAAACACACCAGAAGACCUCACAGAUGA
Habropoda laboriosa is the source of this 894-nucleotide messenger RNA. RefSeq lists its product as uncharacterized. NCBI's taxonomy places the organism in Eukaryota, Metazoa, Arthropoda, Insecta, Hymenoptera, Apidae. Gene Ontology annotation, biological process: regulation of apoptotic process. Gene Ontology annotation, molecular function: protein binding. The coding region runs from base 1 to 894 and encodes 297 amino acids. The transcript has 6 exons. The record is from RefSeq and is a predicted model, not a curated record.